GUACCGUAGAAAUACGAUAGAAUAGAAAUACAAUACAUGUGUUUUUGUCUGUCUGGGUUUCAUUCGUUGUCGUCGUUGACGAGAAUUCAUGUCUUGAGUUCGAAGCUUCAUUUUUUUUCAUUCUCUCUCUCUCUCUCUCUCUCUCUCUCUCUCUCUCUCAGAUCUCUCUUCCAUUUCAUCAAAAUCAAUUCCCAUUUCUAGGGUUUCAUUCUAUUCUCCGAUCUCCCCUUUCUUCGCUGAUCUACGCCGCGCAAAGGGUUUUGAAGUGAUUGAACUGGAAUUGGAAUUGGGUAGAGUUAUUUAGGGUUAAGGAAUAUUGAAUGGAAAAGGACAAAUCUUUGGGUCUUGGUGGUGGUUUUCCACCUCCAUCAGGACGAUAUUCGGGUUAUUCACUUCCUGGAAGUGGUUUCAAUGUGAAAUCUGAAUCCUCAACGGGGGCGUAUCCUCUGCCUGUUCCUGGAACCAGCUCAGAUUCUAGUGGCUUUAGUCAUGAUAUUAGCAGAAUGUCUGAUAAUCCUCCAAGAAAUAGAGGUCAUAGGCGUGCUCAUUCAGAGAUUCUUACCUUGCCUGAUGAUAUUAGUUUCGAUAGUGACCUCGGUGUAGUUGGUGGUGCUGAUGGACCUUCGUUCUCUGAUGAUACUGAGGAGGACUUGCUGUCUAUGUAUCUUGAUAUGGAUAAGUUCAAUUCGUCGUCUGCAACGUCCACAUUUCAAAUGGGUGAGGGGUCUAAUGCUGCUGCAGCAUCAGGUUCCGCACCAAUGUCAGUAGGGAAGGCAUCAGGUGCAGGUACCUCUUCUGGGGAAAAUAUUGCCAGUGUUACUACUAAUGAAAGGCCCAGAAUUAGACACCAGCACAGCCAAUCUAUGGAUGGGUCGACAACCAUCAAACCUGAGAUGUUAGUCUCGGGUUCAGAUGACAUGUCUGCAGCUGAUUCCAAAAAGGCAAUGUCAGCAGCCAAGCUUGCAGAACUUGCCUUGAUUGAUCCCAAGCGUGCAAAAAGGAUCUGGGCAAAUAGGCAGUCUGCGGCAAGGUCAAAAGAGAGGAAGAUGCGGUAUAUUGCUGAGCUUGAAAGGAAAGUGCAGACAUUGCAAACAGAGGCAACAUCUUUGUCUGCACAAUUAACUCUCUUGCAGAGAGAUACAAGCGGAUUGAAUUCUGAGAACAGUGAGCUGAAGCUGCGGUUGCAAACCAUGGAGCAACAAGUUCACUUGCAGGAUGCUUUAAAUGAUGCAUUAAAAGAAGAAAUUCAGCAUUUGAAAGUAUUGACUGGGCAAGCUAUACCACCAAAUGGAGGACCUAUGAUGAACUUUGCUUCUUUUGGAGGGGGACAGCAGUUCUAUCCCAAUAAUAAUCAUGCCAUGCACACUCUUUUAGCUGCACAACAGUUUCAACAUCUCCAAAUUCAUCCUCAGAAGCAGCAGCAGCAGCAGCAGCAGCCGCAUCAUCAGUUUCAGCAACAAAUACAACAGCAACAGCAACAACAAAUACAGCAGCAACAAAUGCAGCAGCAGCAGCAGGAACAACAGCAACAUCAACAAUCAGGCGACUUGAAAAUGAGAGCAACUACACCUCCAUGCCCCAAUGAUAAUCCUUCAUCAGAUGCAAAUCCUUCGGCGGCCAAGGAUUGUUGAGAAACUGUGCAUUAUCGUAUAACUUUAGAUUUCUCUUUGUCUCGGUGUCCUAGUUGUUGUGGGGUGCAGCCUUGUUCUAUUUUUUAUUCUUAAUCAGUACAAAUGUUCGUAGUUACAGAUUUAGAAUUAUGUGUUGGCAGCGUUGCAUCUUUGUUUUGUAUAAUACUAAAAUUUGUUGGCACCUUAGUUAAUUGUCUAUCGAUAUAUAGGGGUUGGGAUGAUUUUGUCAAAUCUCCAAUAGGCUUGUUUACUUUGUUGUUUGAGAUGAUGUACGAUCACCUUAGGAAUUGUCCCUUCUAUAAUGUAGCAUUUCGCCAUUGCACAAUCAACCAAAGGGGUAGAUGCUUUCUCAUUUGGUUGAUUUGAA
Messenger RNA from Trifolium pratense (red clover), 1998 nucleotides. Its product is annotated as probable transcription factor PosF21. Lineage: Eukaryota; Viridiplantae; Streptophyta; Magnoliopsida; Fabales; Fabaceae. Gene Ontology annotation, cellular component: nucleus. Gene Ontology annotation, biological process: regulation of DNA-templated transcription. The transcript is spliced from 5 exons. The record is from RefSeq and is a predicted model, not a curated record. Gene Ontology annotation, molecular function: DNA-binding transcription factor activity. The coding region runs from base 321 to 1631 and encodes 436 amino acids.